Messenger RNA from Galendromus occidentalis (western predatory mite), 2833 nucleotides. It is a transcript of the gene Nhe3, whose product is annotated as Na[+]/H[+] hydrogen exchanger 3. Gene Ontology annotation, cellular component: plasma membrane; recycling endosome. Gene Ontology annotation, molecular function: potassium:proton antiporter activity; sodium:proton antiporter activity. The record is from RefSeq and is a predicted model, not a curated record. Lineage: Eukaryota; Metazoa; Arthropoda; Arachnida; Mesostigmata; Phytoseiidae. The coding region runs from base 1 to 1941 and encodes 646 amino acids. The transcript is spliced from 7 exons. Gene Ontology annotation, biological process: regulation of intracellular pH; proton transmembrane transport; sodium ion import across plasma membrane.
AUGGCUCUGUUGGCAGUCUUGGCCAAUCUCUGCAUGAGUCUGUUGCCUGUGAUGGCCAACGCACCUACGGAUAUCCGGAUGGACGAGAAAGCCCGAACAAUUCACCGGAUCGACUCAAUAAACAUUCUGGUUUACACGGUGCUUCUAAUUCUCACAGUGUGUCUCAUCUGGGCCUUCAAGCGUCGUAGGGCGAGGUUUCUCCACGAAACCGGCCUGGCAGUUAUUUUCGGUCUGAUGGUUGGCGCGUCGAUUCGGUACGCCAGCGAGGAAACAGAAACGAGCCAUCUCCGUGUAGUCCCAUUGAAUAACCAGACUCUACCCGAUCCUGGGUCCCCGCCGGACAACGUGUUCGUCCAGCUAGAAAUCCAGAAGACGCCUGACGGCAGCCGGGAAAAUCGUUCGUACGCGUAUACAUUUCGAGGUGAACUCACGGAUGUGGAGAGCAAGAAGUUAGAUCAGAAGGCUACGUUUGAUCCCGAGAUAUUCUUCAACAUCAUCCUUCCCCCGAUCAUCUUCAAUGCAGGUUACAGUUUAAAGCGGAAAUUUUUCUUCCGGAACCUCGGAACAAUAAUGACGUACGCCUUCUUUGGCACGACCAUAUCGUGCUUCGUGACCGGUAGCGUGCUUUACAUCUUUGUGCUGGCGCUUCCUCACUUGCAAUUCACAUUCAAUAAUUGCCUUUACUUUGGUGCGAUUAUAUCGGCCACGGAUCCUGUGACGGUUCUCGCCAUUUUCCACGACCUUCAAGUCGAUGUGAAUUUGUAUGCCCUGGUGUUCGGAGAAAGUAUUCUCAACGACGCGGUUGCCAUUGGACUCGUCUCAGCAAUCACAAGUUACGAAGACGUCAGUAACAAGGCUACUGAGUUCGAGCUGGCCGCCGCGUUGAAAGCAUUCAGCAACUUCUUCUACAUAUUCGCUUGUUCUUUCCUCAUCGGAAGCAGCACGGGAUGUGUAACGGCGCUGAUUACCAAAUUCACCAAGCUCUGCGAUUUCCCACUCCUGGAGAGCUGUUUGUUUCUGUUGAUGUCAUACUCAUCGUUUCUAGUCGCCGAAGCUCUCGAACUGACUGGGAUUGUCGCCGUACUGUUUUGCGGAAUCUGCCAAGCCCACUACACUUAUAAUAAUCUCUCCGUGGAGAGCCGGCAAAGAACAAAACAGCUCUUCGAGCUGAUGAACUUUGUUGCGGAGAAUUUCAUCUUCUCCUAUAUUGGAGUCAGCAUGUUCACGUAUAAGAAACAUCAUUGGGACUUAUUUUUCAUCGUGGCUGCCUUCAUUUCGAUCGCCGCCGGACGUGCCAUGCUCGUCUACCCACUGACCUUUCUCCUCAAUCUCGGCCGCACCAACAAGAUACCAAUGGCUUUUCAACAUGUCAUAUUCUUCUCCGGACUCCGAGGAGCUAUGGCAUUCGCGCUAGCCAUCAGGAACACUCUCGGUCUCCAGCGCCAUGUGAUGCUAACUACAACAUCUUUCACGGUGAUCGUUUCUGUGAUUGUCUGCGGAGGAUCGAUAUCCACACUCCUGCGGUGGCUCAACAUUCCAGUCGGUUCCGAGGACCACGAUCAAGAGUUACUGAAUAUAACGCAGCAGCAGCGAGCCCAAUCGGAACUCCGCAGUCCUACGGGAGAACCGUUGAAGACUCCUUACGAAAAAGCCUGGCUAGUCCGGAAGUGGUAUAACUUUGAUGUCAGGUUCAUGAAGCCCUUCUUGACCCACAGUCGACCAACUUUGAUUGAGACCCUGCCUUCCUGUUGCAUGCCCCUGGCUCAUCUGUUGACUUCUACCGAGCAGCUCACACAGGAUGACAAUUGUCGCCACACUCGCGAAGACGACUCAGAUACGGACCUCUGCCUCGACGAAAGUGACUUCAAUUUUGAGCGAACGAAUAGUCUCACUCAAGCUUCCCAAGCGCUCGUGAACCACGUUUAUUAUAUCGAGAAAUAGUUAGCGCUCUAUGCGAACAGUGAUAUCGCGUUUUGUGAUGCGACUCAUUUCCGGUAGCUUCAGAAACGAAAGUACUCGUGUUCCACUCUAAAGUUUGGAGGCGUCAUUCACGAUCUAUAACCGAUGGUCAUCAUUGAAGGAGACGAGGUCGGAGUGCGUGGAUGAUUUCGCUCGUGAUCAGACUUCCCAAAAUGGUCCCAUUCUAACAUGUCUCCCAAUGAUUCUGCAUCACUAUCGAAUCUCGAGCCUCGAUCCCGAGAAGCGUAACUUGGACCCGUUCGGGGACGAUGCGCAUCAGGGAGGCUUCCUUCCCUGAACUUUCGAGCUUUAAACGGCACUUGGAGAUUUUGCGCGACUCAAUCGGUGGAUUCCUAGAUGAAGUCGAUGAACUCUCCCUGCCUGAAAAGAGUAUUCUGUACAUUCAAUGCAUUCUAGCAACGCUGUACAAGUCAUUUCCAACAAAUGAGCUACUCGCUCAGCAACCAAACAAGUCAUUUUCGAGCUGCGGGCUCUGACGUUCCCUCGAUUGUCGCAAUCACGAACUCGCGUCCGAGAUGAGCUCGACUUUCAGUGAUGAACUGGCAGCAGAAGAACUCGAGACAGACUGUCUAGUCGGACCAGACUCACUCGAGGUUACUUCCCCCGGGGGCUCCGAUUUCUCCCAAUGAAGAGGAGUUUCUAACUUAAGGAUGUUGAUAAUUUAUUGUGGUUGGGGAGGGACGAUGAAUUCUUGUAAAUGCGAAAGCUACGAUAAUCCAGCAGAUCGGGAGUAGCCUAGGGAUGUUGGAAGCGUUCUAUCGCUGUUCUUGUAAAUAGGUCCGAAGACCGGCUUGUGUGUGUCCGUGUGGUUUCCUUCGAUUUUGAUGUUGUCAGAAAUAAAAGCUGAACCCUU